Labeo rohita (rohu) is the source of this 921-nucleotide messenger RNA. Its product is annotated as phospholipase A2 inhibitor CNF. The record is from RefSeq and is a predicted model, not a curated record. The transcript is spliced from 5 exons. NCBI's taxonomy places the organism in Eukaryota, Metazoa, Chordata, Actinopteri, Cypriniformes, Cyprinidae. Bases 1 to 552 code for a protein of 183 amino acids.
AUGGAUCUGCAAACCUCAGUUUUUCUUCUGUUCGUUCUUUUCGCUGAAGGACACUCUCUCCAGUGUUAUCAGUGCAGAAAUCGGGAUGAUUCUUGUUCAUCUCAAAUUGUAGAAACAUGUCACAGUGAAUCUGCCAAGUGUAUGAGUUCCACAUCAUUGCUACAGUCUGGUGGCCAUACUACUACGGUAAGGGGCAAAGGCUGUUCUGCUGACUGUCCUAGUGGGUCCCUUAAUUAUGGCAUUAUGAGAACUGUUGUAGCGUGCUGUGAGACUGACCUUUGUAAUGCCCAAAACACUCCAGAUCCCAGAACUAUGAUCCCUAAUGGAAAGAAAUGUUACUAUUGUGAUGAGAAGAGCUGUUUAAAUAUAAUGAGUUGCUCAGAGAGUGAAGACGGCUGCAUUACAAUAACACCUAAGAACCUGAAGGAAAAAGAGAACGGCCCAGAGGUCAUCUCAUGCUGUUCAGGGAACCUGUGUAACGGUGCUCAGAGUGUCACUCACAGCUUCCUGUUCCUCUUCUGUUCUCUGCUCUCCUGCAUCCUGUUGCACUGAGUCCAGCAGCUCUUCACAUUCUACAAUGAGACACACUGUACUGAAUAUAGAGCUUGUAUUCACUCUGUACUAUCUCUGGUGUCUUUAUGUGAUUUUUUAUUUUAUGAAACAAUAUUACAUCACCUCCUUUCUGGGUUUAUAUUUAUCAAGGUUGUUAUGCUUUAAAGUCUGAAAUAUUUUAAGUACUGCACGUAAUGGGUGGAGCUUGAAGAUCCAACCACACACCAUAACUCUAAACAUAAAUAGGUCAAGCCCACCCAUUUAACCAAUUUGGUUCUGCAGUGAGCACCACAAAUAGGCCUAUCAAUAAAUGGAAUGUGUUCAGCAUUCUGCCCAAAAAAUUCAAAUGAUUUAUUAAGAAGACCUCAA